Emericellopsis cladophorae is the source of this 135-nucleotide messenger RNA. RefSeq lists its product as uncharacterized. The transcript has a single exon. NCBI's taxonomy places the organism in Eukaryota, Fungi, Ascomycota, Sordariomycetes, Hypocreales, Bionectriaceae. The record is from RefSeq and is a predicted model, not a curated record. The annotation marks the transcript as partial.
GCAAACCUGCCUGACAAACAACAAAAGGAUAUCACACUUGUCCUUAAUCGUACAGACGACGGCAAACGUGAAUUCAUCUUCAAGCUUGACCAGCGCCAUGUCAAGAACAACAAGGAUCCGGAGAACAAGAAGUAA